This is a messenger RNA of Lactuca sativa (garden lettuce), 1536 nucleotides long. Its product is annotated as aspartyl protease AED3. Gene Ontology annotation, molecular function: aspartic-type endopeptidase activity. NCBI's taxonomy places the organism in Eukaryota, Viridiplantae, Streptophyta, Magnoliopsida, Asterales, Asteraceae. Gene Ontology annotation, biological process: proteolysis. The record is from RefSeq and is a predicted model, not a curated record.
AAAUCCACACCCAAAACUCACUCCAAGCCUCGGUACCAAUUAUGGAGGCUUUACACUUCACCCUUCUCUUACUUUGCUCCUUGACCCUAGUUCACUCGAUAAGCCCAAAUUGUUACUCAACUAGCCAAGGGUCAACCCUUAGGGUCUACCAUGUGUCGAGCCCAUGCUCACCAUUUAGACCAAAGACACCACUCUCAUGGGAGGAGAGUGUGCUUCAAAUGCAGGCCGAUGACAAAACCAGACUCAGCUUCUUGACGAGCCUGGUUGCUGGCCGGUCUUUUGUGCCUGUUGGGUCGGGCAGACAAAUCAUUCAGAGCCCGACCUACAUUGUCAAGGCCAAUAUCGGCACACCGGCUCAAAGCCUGCUUAUGGCUUUGGACACCAGCACUGACAUGGCUCUGGUUCCUUGCGCCGGAUGUGUCGGUUGCUCGUCCGCCACCUUUGACUCUACCAAGUCAAUUAGCUACUCUUCACUUGCUUGCGGUGCCGAUCAAUGCAAACAAGUACAAAGUACGGGUUGCCUCGGGACAACAUGUUUCUUAAACAUAACAUAUGGAAACUCUAUCAUCCAGGCUAACUUGGCGCAAGACAACCUAACCCUGGCCACUGACUCUGUCGUUGGCUACCCUUUCAGUUGCAUUCAGAAAACAACCGGCAGUUCUUUACCACCACAAGGUGUUUUAGGCCUUGGUCGUGGUCCAUUGUCAUUUGUAUCCCAAUCUAAGACACUUUACCAAUCCACAUUCUCAUAUUGUCUGCCUAGUUUCAAAUCUUCAAAUUUUUCGGGGACACUAAGAUUAGGUAAAAAUGGACAACCCAUUAACAUUAAAUACACACCGUUGCUUGUAAACCCUAGAAGAACAUCGCUUUACUAUGUGAACUUGGUCGGAAUUAAAGUUGGCUCGAAGGUUGUCAACAUCCCCCCAAGUGCAUUAGCUUUCAACCCAAAUACCGGUGGUGGCACCAUCAUCGAUUCAGGCACGGUGUUCACUAGGCUGGUGGACGGAGCCUACACGGCGGUGAGAGAUGAGUUCAGAAGGCGGAUGGGAAAAGCCGUCGUAUCGACACUAGGCGGCUUCGACACUUGCUACACUGUCCCAAUCGGAAAACAAGUCCCGACAAUGACCUUCAUGUUCCCCGGACUCAACAUGUCGCUGCCACAAGACAACUUCCUCAUCCACAGCUCCUCCGGCUCCACCACCUGCCUCGCCAUGUCUUCCUCGCCGGCGCUCAAUGUCAUCGCCAAUAUGCAGCAGCAGAACCACCGCGUUUUGUUCGACUUACCAAAUUCCAGGCUGGGAAUAUCACGUGAGAUCUGCUCGUGAAUCACGUGACUUGUGGUUUCUUGUAAUUUGUCUUGUUAUGUAAUAUUUAAGCUUAAAUUGUACUAUUACUAUUAUUCACUAUGCCUAUGGAGGUGACUACUUUUAAAAGAAGAUUUGCCGGAAUCAAGCAUGGGACCAUGAGUAUGUUUUUUUAUUAAUCGUGUAAUCUUUUUCUAAUGGAUUAAGUUUAUAAAAUAUAAGUUUCAGAAUA